Messenger RNA from Penicillium malachiteum, 1116 nucleotides. Its product is annotated as ribosome biogenesis TSR3 family protein. The transcript has 3 exons. Lineage: Eukaryota; Fungi; Ascomycota; Eurotiomycetes; Eurotiales; Aspergillaceae. Gene Ontology annotation, biological process: maturation of SSU-rRNA. The coding region runs from base 1 to 1116 and encodes 371 amino acids. The record is from RefSeq and is a predicted model, not a curated record. Gene Ontology annotation, molecular function: rRNA small subunit aminocarboxypropyltransferase activity.
AUGGUCCGUCAUAAGAAAGAAAAUUUCUCUCGAGGAGGCAAGAAAUUCUCCAACCCCCGCUCACGACCGGUGCCCCGCGAUGAUGGAGAAGAAGGUGCUACUACAUCACGACCUGCAUUCAAGGCUGCUUGUUGGGAUAUGGGACAUUGUGACCCAAAGCGAUGCUCUGGAAAGCGUCUGAUGAAGCUGGGACUCAUGCGGGAUCUCCAUAUUGGCCAGCGAUUCCCUGGAGUUAUUGUCUCGCCGAAUGCGAAGAAAGUGAUCUCUCCGGCGGAUAAAGAACUCAUGGAACAACACGGUGCAGCGGUAGUAGAGUGCUCUUGGGUGAGAGUCCAUGAAGUUCCAUGGUCGCGAAUUGGUGGAAAAUGCGAACGACUUUUGCCCUACCUUAUCGCUGCAAAUACUGUCAACUACGGUAAACCUUGGCGAUUGAACUGUGUCGAAGCGUUAGCGGCAUGCUUCUGUAUCUGCGGUCACCAGGAAUGGGCAGAGGAGAUCUUGAAGAAUUUCAGUUACGGACAGGCAUUCCUGGAUAUCAACUCUGAGCUACUCAAGCGCUAUGCUGCCUGUGGCACGGAAGAAGAUAUCAAGAGGACCGAGAAGGAGUGGUUGGCCAAGAUUGAGCAAGAAUACGAGGACAGCCGUGUUGAGGGCGCAGAUGAUAUUUGGACUCUUGGAAAUACCAAUCGCAUGCCCACAAAUGCGGGAUCUGAUGAUGAGGAUGAUGAGAGUGGGGAGGAGAAUAGCGACGAGGAAGAGGAGGCAGAUGAAGAAGAGGAGGAGGACAAAGACCCAUUCGCUAUCUCUGAUGACUCCGAGGAGGAAGAACAGAUGGCUGAAAUUCGGCGCAAGAUUCUGAACUCAAAAGCUUUCCAAACCCCCGAGGUUCCUGAAAAGUCACAACCAGAGACAAUCGCGAGGCCGCAACCUGCGUAUAUCGAUUCUGAUGCUGAGUCUGGCUCAGCGGGGAGCGAAGAUGAGGACUUUGACAAGAUCAUCAACGCUACCACGGUGACGGAUCGCACCGGGCUCAAGGCUCUUGAACGGAAACGAGGGGAGGAUACAGUUACUGGCUCGUUCUCACGGGCUGAGAUCUCUGCGCCCAAGCGGUGGUGA